Boleophthalmus pectinirostris (great blue-spotted mudskipper) is the source of this 943-nucleotide messenger RNA. RefSeq names its product pleckstrin homology domain-containing family A member 1-like. Gene Ontology annotation, molecular function: PDZ domain binding. The transcript is spliced from 6 exons. The record is from RefSeq and is a predicted model, not a curated record. Gene Ontology annotation, cellular component: membrane; cytoplasm. The coding region runs from base 566 to 943 and encodes 125 amino acids. Lineage: Eukaryota; Metazoa; Chordata; Actinopteri; Gobiiformes; Gobiidae.
AAACUUCCCCGGGUCCGUCGCUUUACUGCGCCAGCGCAAACCGGAAGUGGCCGCGGCAUUUCCACAGCUUGACUUUUCUGCUGCUCCGAAGCGCCGCCGCAGCCUCUGGACCGAACUGAGCCGAACGGAGCCGAACUGAUUUCUCCAGCGUGGGGCCCCAGGCGGGGUCUCUCCUCACCGGGCUCGACCAGAACCAGACCAGAACCAGACCAGAACCAGACCAGAACCAGACCAGAACCAGACCAGAACCAGAACAAGAACCUGAACAAGAACCAGGAUCAGAGCGGAUCUUUUCCUCUCCGGUCUCUCUCCUGGAUCUGCUCCUCUUCGGGCUCAACCAGAACCUGACCAGGGACUAGGACCAGACCUGCUCUCCCCUCCCUCUCCUGGUUUCCUGGGUCUCUCCUCCUUUCCUCUCUCCUCCCUGGUCUCUCUCUAAUCUUCUCUUCUCUCCUCUCUCCUUCUCUCCUCUCCUGGUACUUUUUUUCCUCUCCUGGUCCUGGUCCUGGUCCUGGUCCUGGUCCUGGUUCUUCUCUCCUCUCUGGUCUCGUUCCUGGGUGUGAAGAUGCCGUACGUGGAUCGUCUGAACAGGAUCUGUGGUUUCCUGGACGUGGAGGAGCAGGAGCAGAGCGGACGCUUCUACAGGAGAUACUUCCUCCUGGACCCAGCGCAGGGAAAACUGCUCUGGUACAUGGACAACCCCCAGAAUCUUCCUGUUGGAGCGGAGCCUGUGGGAGCCCUGAACCUCUCCUACAUCUCCAUGGUGAGUGAUGCCACCAAACUGCGCCCGAAAGCCGAGUUCUGUUUCGUGAUAAACGCUGGAAUGAGGAAGUUUUACCUUCAGGCCAACGACCAGCAGGACCUGGUGGAGUGGAUCUCUGUCCUCAACAACGCAACCAAAAUCACUUACUUCGGUUUAAGUCCUGGUUUCGAACGCUCCUGA